AUGACAUCACAUAGCAGCGAUUGUGUGAUGGCAGGACCCAGACCAGUAGUUCUGAGUGGCCCCUCUGGAGCAGGGAAGAGCACUCUGCUGAAGAGGCUCAUGAAGGAUUAUGAAGGAGUCUUUGGCUUCAGCGUGUCCCAUACCACAAGGAAUCCUCGUCCUGGUGAAGAAGAUGGAAAAGAUUACCACUUUACCACCAGGGAAAAGAUGCAGGAGGGCAUCGUUAAUGGAGACUUCAUUGAGAAUGCUGAAUUCUCAGGGAACAUGUACGGAACAAGUAAGUCUGCUAUUGGGGAUGUCCAGGCGCAAAACCUCAUCUGCAUUCUGGAUGUUGACAUCCAAGGAGUGAAAAACAUCAAGGAGACUGACCUCAGCCCCAUCUACAUCUCUAUCCAGCCCCCCUCAAUGGAGAUCCUGGAAAAGCGUCUGAGAGACAGACAGACUGAGACAGAUGACAGCUUACAGAAGCGUUUGGAUGCUGCAAGGACAGACAUGGAGCUCAGUAAGGAACCUGGAAUGUUUGACCUGGUAAUCAUCAAUGAUGACUUAGAGGAAGCAUAUGAAAAGCUGAAAAGUGUUCUUAUGGAGGAGAUACAGAAGGUACAGGAUUCAAAGGAGGAUUCCAAUGAGGAUUCCAAAGAGGUUUCCAAGGAGGAUUCCAAGGUGGAUUCAAAGGAGGUUUCCAAGGAGGGUUCCCAGGAGGAAUCCAAGAAGUAA
Sardina pilchardus (European sardine) is the source of this 717-nucleotide messenger RNA. RefSeq names its product guanylate kinase-like. Gene Ontology annotation, molecular function: GMP kinase activity. The transcript is spliced from 8 exons. Gene Ontology annotation, cellular component: cytosol. The coding region runs from base 1 to 717 and encodes 238 amino acids. Gene Ontology annotation, biological process: purine nucleotide metabolic process. The record is from RefSeq and is a predicted model, not a curated record. Lineage: Eukaryota; Metazoa; Chordata; Actinopteri; Clupeiformes; Clupeidae.